AUGGAGAUCUUUUCUCAGCCUUCCAUCACCCAAGGUUGUCCUCCAGACAAGUAUUUCUCAACCUUGGUAGAAGAGAUGGUGGUGGUGUUGAUGAUGAUGACGAUGACGAUGCUGCAGCUGGCCAAGCACAAGGGGGAGAUCCUUGGUGUGGUGGUGGUGGAAUCUGGUUGGGGCUCCAUUUUGCCCACAGUCAUCCUGGCCAACAUGAUGAAUGGAGGGCCAGCCGCCCGUUCAGGAAAGCUCAGCAUCGGAGACCAGAUCAUGUCCAUUAAUGGGACCAGUUUAGUCGGCCUUCCUUUAGCAACCUGCCAAGGAAUCAUUAAGGGUCUUAAGAAUCAGACGCAAGUGAAGUUGAACAUUGUCAGUUGCCCUCCUGUCACCACUGUCCUCAUCAAGCGCCCGGAUCUGAAAUACCAGCUGGGUUUCAGUGUUCAGAAUGGAAUUAUCUGCAGCUUGAUGCGAGGUGGGAUUGCAGAGAGAGGAGGGGUCCGGGUAGGACAUCGCAUUAUCGAGAUCAACGGUCAAAGUGUCGUCGCUACGGCUCAUGAGAAGAUUGUCCAAGCCUUGUCCAACUCCGUAGGAGAGAUUCACAUGAAGACAAUGCCUGCUGCCAUGUUCCGGCUGCUAACCGGUCAAGAAACUCCCCUCUACAUCUAA
Messenger RNA from Thamnophis elegans (Western terrestrial garter snake), 657 nucleotides. Its product is annotated as amyloid-beta A4 precursor protein-binding family A member 2-like. Gene Ontology annotation, biological process: chemical synaptic transmission. Gene Ontology annotation, cellular component: dendritic spine; cytoplasm; plasma membrane. Bases 1 to 657 code for a protein of 218 amino acids. Lineage: Eukaryota; Metazoa; Chordata; Lepidosauria; Squamata; Natricidae. The record is from RefSeq and is a predicted model, not a curated record. The transcript is spliced from 5 exons. Gene Ontology annotation, molecular function: protein binding; amyloid-beta binding.